This is a messenger RNA of Erigeron canadensis, 1879 nucleotides long. Its product is annotated as protein CfxQ homolog. The record is from RefSeq and is a predicted model, not a curated record. The transcript has 7 exons. NCBI's taxonomy places the organism in Eukaryota, Viridiplantae, Streptophyta, Magnoliopsida, Asterales, Asteraceae. Gene Ontology annotation, molecular function: protein binding; ATP binding; ATP hydrolysis activity. The coding region runs from base 71 to 1633 and encodes 520 amino acids.
UGGGGUUAGUGUGUGUAUGUGUAUGUGUGUGUAAGUACAUACACAAUUUAUACAUACAGACACCAAUUUAAUGAAGAAAAGAUCAAAUCUUGAAAUCACACAAGAAAUCGUCAGUCCCAAAAAACCAAUAUUCCAAAAAAAGCAAGAAAAUUUGUUAAGUUUUUCCCAAUUCACAUUAACAAAAUCAUCAAAAUCUUCAUCUUCUUCAGAGAUGAUUUCAAAAGCUACAAAACCCAUUACAAUUCAUGCAUCUGCUCAGUCCGGCGAUCUCUCCGGCGUCCAGAAACGUCUCCGGGAGAACCCUUCUCUCAUUAAUGAUCGCAACCCUGUUAUGGCAAAUACACCCCUUCAUGUAGCUGCUGGUCAUAACAGUGUUGAAGUGGUCAAGUUUCUUUUGAACUUGACUGAGCCUGAAACUGUUGAGUUGGAAGCAAAGAACAUGUAUGGAGAAACUCCGUUGCACAUGGCUGCUAAAAAUGGUUCUAAUGAAGCUGCUGCGCUUCUUCUCUCUCAUGGGGCUUCUACCGAAGCCAAAGCAAAUAAUGGAAUGACUCCAUUGCACCUUUCUGUUUGGCACUCUUUGAGAGCUGAGGACAGCUCAACUGUAAAGACAUUGCUAGAGCAUAAUGCUGACUGUAGUGCCAAAGAUGAUGAAGGUAUGACUCCUUUGAAUCAUCUAUCACAAGGACCAGGAAACGAGAAGCUGCUGGCACUCCUCACCUCUUACUUAGAAGAGCAGAGAAAACGUAGAGCCAUUGAAGCAUGCAGUGAAACAAAAGCUAAAAUGGAUGAGCUUGAAAAAGAAUUAUCAAAGUUAGUGGGCCUCCAUGAGCUUAAGUUACAACUUAGGAAAUGGGCUAAAGGGAUGCUCUUAGAUGAAAGGCGAAGGGCCCUUGGUUUAAAAGUGGGAAUCCGAAGACCACCUCAUAUGGCCUUCCUUGGCAAUCCUGGAACAGGUAAGACCAUGGUAGCUCGGAUCCUUGGAAAAUUACUUUUCAUGGUUGGGAUUUUACCAACUGACAAGGUAACAGAGGUACAAAGAACUGAUUUAGUUGGAGAAUUUGUUGGUCAUACCGGGCCCAAGACUAGAAGAGUGGUAAAAGAAGCUGAAGGCGGGAUUUUGUUUGUGGAUGAAGCAUAUCGAUUAAUACCCAUGCAAAAGUCUGAUGAUAAAGACUAUGGGUUAGAAGCUCUUGAAGAGAUUAUGUCAGUUAUGGAUAGUGGUAAAGUAGUAGUUAUCUUUGCUGGCUAUAGCGAACCAAUGAAGCGCGUUAUCUCUUCCAAUGAAGGUUUCUGUAGAAGAGUGACUAAAUUUUUCACCUUUGAUGACUUUAGUACCGAUGAUUUAGCCAAUAUUCUUCAUUUAAAAAUGGAUAAUCAAACUGACGGCAGUAUAUUAUACGGGUUCAAAUUGCAUCCUUCAUGUACAGCUAAAACUCUGGCAAAUUUAAUAGAGAAAGAAACAACUGAGAAACAAAGGAAGGAGCUGAAUGGAGGUUUGGUUGAUCCUUUGUUAGUCAAUGCUCGUGAGAAUUUGGAUUUGAGGCUUAGUUUCGAAUGUAUGGACACCGAUGAAUUGUUGACAAUCACAUUAGAAGAUUUACAAAGCGGGCUCAGGUUAUUUUCAAAAUGACAAGGAAAAAGUCAUUUUCUUGUCUAUCUUAAUCCUUCAAAAUUAAAGGUGGCUCGUUUUGUUGGAUGUGUGUUAUUGUUACAGUCUUUAUGAUGUAUAAUUCAUUUUAUAUUUGCAGAAAGGUGUAGAAAAGAUUGGUAAAAAGAUGAAUUUUGUAUUUAAUUGUAAUUUUUAUAGCAGCCAUUCAAGGAAGUGGUGGAAACAAUGAACUUGUAACUUAAGUAUAAUGAAGUUGCUAAUUUAUUA